AUAAUAAUUUAUUUCGCACGCGCGAUUUACUAAUUUUUAAUAUUUACAAAUAUUUUUCUCUCUUCUCUGAAAUAGAAAAUAUAAAAUACACACUGAUAAAAAUCAAUUCUACAAUAUUAUGCAUUUAUAAUCUCUAGCAUAAUUAUUCUCUAGAUGAGGUACCUUUUGAACUGAAAAGAUCUACGUUAUCGAUAUAGAGUUCUUUAUGGAAAUAGAUCAAAAAUUCCAAAAAAUGAGUAUGAAUAUAGAUGGCACUUUGUAUACAGAGUAAUUAGAUCCGAAUCUGUCUAUUCUUAUUAUGUCUGUGGUUUAACCAAAAAUUGGCCUAUUGUCACAUAGCCCUAAAUUAGUUAAGAAAAAAUUCAUUGCUAUUUAGUAUUCGAUAUUUAAUAGCAGGUAAUAGCAAAUACCUGUUGCGUUAAGAGCGUCUGAGUAUGUCAUAUAGCGAGGAGCAUAUUAAAAACAAAGUGACUGAGGGAUUGAAAGCUUCACAUGUGGAACCGUUCUCGAAAUUCUUGCCAAUUAGUUUUGCGAUUCGAGGAUAAAUUUCGGAGCGAUAAACUUACUUUGGGGCCUCGCACAAGGGAGAAUGCAGGGAAAACUGCAGCUCGCCUUGAUCUCCUGCUUUGCCGUUCUUUUGAGAUGCUGCGUCACUCAUCAUUCGCACAGCGGAGAGGGCAAGCCUCCUAUGUACGGAGAUUAUGAAGCGCAGCGACACUGGCAAGAAAUCACAUUGAAUCUACCCUUUGAUAAGUGGUAUAUCAAUACCACAGAUAAUGAUCUACAAUAUUGGGGUUUAGAUUAUCCACCUUUAACGGCAUAUCACAGUCUUUUAUUAGGUCACAUUGCGAAUAGAAUAGAUCCGUCUUUUGUAAAACUGCAGGAAUCCAGAGGACUUGAAACUGUAGAGCAUAAACACUUCAUGAGACUGACCGUUCUAAUUGCAGACAUUUUAAUUUAUAUACCAGCAAUUAUAUAUUUUGUAAUCAAUUUGCGUUUAUCGGACAGUUGUCAAUUUAAUGAGUCCAAUAUAUUCAAGUUUAAAAAAAGAGACGCCGUCCUCUUGACAGCGCUGAUUUAUCCAGGGUUGAUAUUAAUAGAUCAUGGACAUUUUCAAUACAAUUGCGUGUCGCUGGGUUUCUUCAUCGCCGCUGCAGCUGCUAUAAUGCAAGAUUCGGCCAUCCUUAGCUCCAUUCUGUUUGUUUUAGCGUUGAACUAUAAACAAAUGGAGUUGUAUCACGCUUUACCGUUUUUCUUUUAUAUACUUGGGAAUCAUAUAUCCAAUAAGACAAAAUCUUGGCUUUUUUGUAUUCGCAUGUUAACAUGCAUCUCUUUUGUGGUACUAUUAACGUUUUACGUUAUUUGGAUACCAUUUUUCAAGAGUAGAGAUUUAUUUUUCAGUACGGUGCUUAGAUUAUUCCCGUUUUCCAGGGGUGUAUUUGAAGAUAAAGUUGCCAACAUGUGGUGCACAAUCAAUGUUUUUUGUAAAUUACGACAGAUUUUUACGAACGCGCAAUUAGCCAAGAUUUGUUUAACGGUAACAACAUGUGCAAUUCUACCGAGUUGCAUCAAUUUAUAUUUUUUACCUACGAAAGAUACAUUUAUACUUUCUCUAAUAAAUUCUGCCAUAGCGUUCUUCCUUUUCUCAUUUCAAGUUCACGAAAAGUCCAUUCUUUUAGUUGCCGUACCGGUUUUAUUGCAUUUUCAUAAUGAUCCUCUUCCUUGUUUUUGGUUCUUGAUUAUUUCACAUUUUAGUAUGCUACCAUUAUUUAUAAAAGAUGAGCUAUACCUUGCUUAUCUUGCCACAAUAGUUUUUUAUUUUUGUUUUGUUUCUUGGAUAUGGUCUGACGUAUUUCACAACAACAAAACAAAGAGUUCGUUAAAUAAGAGUACAUCAAGAUCAAAGAAUAGAAUACAACAAUAUAAGAAAAAUAAAUUUUUUUCAAAUUUGCCAAGCUAUAAUAAAAAAUCAUGGCUCUUUAUUGCAUUCUAUGGAUCUAUUUUAGGUGUGUUACUUCUCUCUAUUGUCAGCAAAUUUGUAAAACCCCCUGAAAAAUAUCCUGAUUUAUUUUCUCUCUUGGUAUCAAUUUAUUCAUGUGGACAUUUCCUAGUUUUUUUUGUAUAUUUCAAUUAUGUCCAACUAUUUGUCCUAAGGAAAGAGAUUCUGGUGAGUAAAGUUAAGUCACAUUGAUGCAGUUAUUGAAAAAAAAAAUGUGUAUAAAUUAUUAUAAAUAAUAAAUAAAAAAAUAUAUAUAUAUAUUACCGCAUCUUGUUAUACUACCAGAAACAUAUUAUUUUUAGUUCGCUACAUAUAUUUCAAUACUCCAAACAAGAUAAGGAUCUACCUUUGAACCUUGCUUUAAAACCUCUUUUAAUUUGCGUUUAAAAUCAGUAUGAUAUUUCCAUAGUAAGUUUUAGUAAUAUGAAAGAACUACUUUAGAUCAGUUAUAUGCCUC
Messenger RNA from Formica exsecta, 2456 nucleotides. Its product is annotated as bolA-like protein 2. The transcript is spliced from 2 exons. The record is from RefSeq and is a predicted model, not a curated record. NCBI's taxonomy places the organism in Eukaryota, Metazoa, Arthropoda, Insecta, Hymenoptera, Formicidae. Bases 590 to 2191 code for a protein of 533 amino acids. Gene Ontology annotation, molecular function: 2 iron, 2 sulfur cluster binding; dolichyl pyrophosphate Man9GlcNAc2 alpha-1,3-glucosyltransferase activity. Gene Ontology annotation, cellular component: cytosol; nucleus; endoplasmic reticulum membrane. Gene Ontology annotation, biological process: intracellular iron ion homeostasis; protein N-linked glycosylation.